This is a messenger RNA of Dentiscutata erythropus, 1941 nucleotides long. The record is from the annotation of a GenBank genome assembly. NCBI's taxonomy places the organism in Eukaryota, Fungi, Glomeromycota, Glomeromycetes, Diversisporales, Gigasporaceae.
AUGCUAUUUCGACAUUCGACACAAAGAAUAAAAUUAUCAUUUUUAAACAAAUGCGGCUCUAAUCCACAAAGAUUUUUAUCAGUUACGCAGCCUAUUGCAUCAAAAAUAGGUCGUAAACUUAUUAGAUACCCUCCAGAGGUUUUAAUUAUCCAUGACCAGACACCAAUUACUCAACCACGCGUUAAGGCUGAUUUAAAUUCUACAACUUUAACAAUAUCAGGACCAUUAGGUGCACAUUCGAUGCCGCUUAAACCAUAUAUACAUCUCCAAUUUUAUGAAUCAAAAAUACCUUAUGUAAAACCUGAAGAUAGAAAACCUAUAACAAAUGAAGAUGAUUUUAUUGACGAAAGUGAUUUUGAUAAAAAACUUCGUGUUUCGGUUCAACAUCCUGAAAAUAAAGAACAAAAAACGAUGUGGGGUACAACUAGAGCUUUAAUCGCGAAUUACAUUAGAGGUGUUUCAGAGGGUUACAGGGUUUCACUGAAAUUUGUUGGUGUUGGAUACAGAGCUAGUUUAGAAUCCGAUGGCAAACUUUAUCUUGAAGUUGGCUAUGUUAAUCCUGUUGUAAUGGAAAUUCCACCCGGCCUCAAAUGUAUCGUACCAACACCGACCAAGAUCAUUUUGAGUGGCACUGAUAAGCAAUUAGUGUAUAGGUUUGCAGCACAAAUAAGAGAACAUAGAAAACCAGAACCUUAUAAUCAAAAAGUUUUGGCGGUUACACGACAGUUAAAGCUUAUUAUGUUCCUUCAAAAAUGCCUUCGGCUGAGGACUAACAAUAAAGGACAAUUUCCUCAACUAAGAAAAAUGAGAAAAAUGAUAAAAUUUUCGUUCGUUAUUCUUUUGGCCACCAUAUUAACGGUUUUGGUUGCUGGUCUGCGAAUCAAAAUCCAAGAUUCCAUUGACUUGACUUAUAGUUCUGAGUUCCAGCUUUCCAACUUGCAAAAUGAGGAGAAAAGAUUGAUUCAAACAAGUCCAUUCAAGUCAGAAUGGAUGACAGAAGAACAAGUUUGGGGCUUGAUUAGAAACAAAAUAAAAUUCAUGGACAUUACAGACUACAGUUCUUUGGGAACACAUUAUAAAACUUUUAAAAAACGCGUAUUUCCAGUUAAUCCUGCCUUUGAAAAUGAAGUUGUGCCUUUAAUAAAUAAACUUACCACCAAAUACAUGCGAAAAAACCUUGAGAAAUUUACUUCUUUCCGUAAUCGAUACUAUCGCUCUAAAUAUGGCGCAGAAUCCUCUCAAUGGUUAUAUGAUCAGGUUGUCAACAUUGUUAAAAAUGCGAAUUAUUCGGAUGCAAUUUUAUCAGCUAAGCAAUUUACGCAUAAGUGGGAUCAAAAAUCUAUCAUUGCAAGAUUUCAAGGUUCCGAUGAUGACAAAGACAAUGAAGUGGUCAUUGUUGGUGCGCAUCAGGACUCAGUUAAUAUGUGGAUGCCUAGUUUUGGCCGAGCUCCUGGAGCUGAUGAUGAUGGAAGUGGUACUGUUACAAUUUUGGAAGCAUUUCGUGCGCUAGCAGAGGGGCAAUUUAGGCCUAGACGUUCUGUCGAAUUCCACUGGUAUUCAGCCGAAGAAGGUGGUCUUCUAGGAUCUCAAGCAAUUGCUUCGCAUUAUGAAGAAUUGGAAUUAGACGUAAUUGCUAUGUUGCAGAAUGAUAUGACAGGUUACAUAGGUAAAAAAUACCCCGAAACAUUUGGAAUCGUCGUUGAUUUCGUUGAUCCGGAUUUGACCGAGUUCAUCAAGAAACUGAUUAAUUCAUAUGCGAAAUUGCCUGCAAGAGAUACAAAAUGCGGCUACGCUUGUUCUGAUCAUGCUUCGUGGAGAAAAGCCGGUUACCCCUCCGCUUUUGCUAUCGAAGGUGCAUUUGAUGACUCUAACCCGUAUAUCCACACUUCUAACGAUGUUAUAGAAAAUCUUAGCUUUGACCAUAUGCUUGAAUUUUCAAAG